UAAUUAUUUAUGUCAUGUUAACAGUUAUAAACAAAUCUCAAAUGUUGUUAAAUAAAGUUACUUUCACUUUCUAUUCCGUCUUAGUUACAAUGUAAGCGAUCUGCGUCAUACAUUCAAUCUACAUUCUUUAAUCACGGUGCGUAAUCGUUUCGGGCUGAUUUGGAAUAUUUUAUUGCACCGGUUGAUUAAGAUAAAAUGGACUUUUAGCUUGACGAGUCGGUGUUUAGAUCUUGACGUAUCCAGUACCUCGUAACAGAGUAAUGGCGCAAAGUAAACAACUCGAUAGUCGAAAUAAAGCGUGUAGAUAUCCUGAACAAGACAGCUAUAGUGAAGAUACCUUUUCUUCUGAAGUCUUCGACGAAAUCAGUUUGUGUGUUAGACCGGAAGAAGAUCGUGAGAUUAUUAGUUUUGACCCAAACGAUGAUACAGAUGAAUUAUCGUCUGUUAAACCAACCGUUAGCUGUGCAAAAUGUGUGGAGCAUGUACGUGUGGAGAAGGUGUCACAAAUUCUCAGAGGCCAUCAUAUAACUAUGCCUGGUAAAAUGGUUGGCAACAAGUAUGAUCCAGAACGCCGGGAGCAGAAGUGGAUAUACAUGCACCAUGCCAUUGUUAAAGAUAUCAUAGCUAAGGAUGACCAGAAGUCAGUCGUGGAGCUGAAGUUGAUCCACAUGUGGGAAAACGAACGCGGUGAGCUUGGGCUUUGUGAGUCGAACACGCAAUUCGCUCUUGCUAAUGACGAGUUGUACAUAGUGGAAUAUAAACAUCCGAGAUUUACGCGGGAACAGGUGGUAGAAAGAGCGGAGAAAGCGCUAAAUGACCGGGAAAAUGCUCGUAGUGAAUCCAAAAUGAUACGGUUCAGUUGUUACAAUGUGGUCACAACAAACUGUGAACAUUUUGCCACUUGGUGUGUGGUAGGAUUACAAAAGAGCCACCGAGAUUUGUAUUUCUGGCAGCAAAUAGGUCAGAAGGUUGUCGAGAUAGGCGAAAGUGAACAAGUCAUGGAGAUGAAGGCGCGGCUUGUUGACAUAUUUGGAAAUGCAAGCAAAAUAGUAAAAGGCUUCAAAAUUCUGUUUGAUUCUUCAGAUGAAAUAACGAAAAUAGUCGGAGACAGCAUUAGCAUGCCGAGCGCAACAACAGUAUUAAGCGGCACUGCCGCCAUGUAUGUAUUAUAUUGCAUUAUAAUGACUCUAUACUUUAAGUAUAAGUACGCAAGAAGUGAAAUAUGUGCUUCGUGUUUUCGAAACAGUAUAAUGGAUCUUUGGGCUAGAUGUUAUGUGUAUGGAAUCACCUCUGUAGCCACGUUUUUCAUACUGAAUGGCAGCGUAUCAAUUCCUGCAGUGGUAGGUGCCUUCACGCUAAUAGCUUUGUCGGUGGUUUGUCAACAUUACAUCCCAAAUAUAAGAAAAGCUCUGAUGGCCCCAUACGGGUGCAGCAAGACCGCAAUAUAUCGGCUUGACGACAUAAAUAUCGGAGAUAUUGUUACUAUACAGUAUUGGGGUCUUCCCCAUGACGUCAUUGUUACGGAAGUUCACACAAAUAGCAGUGAUAAGAAAGGCAAGAUUCGAGUUGUUCACUAUGCUUUGGGCUCACUGUUUACGACCAGAGAAGUAAAAGAAGAAUACUUUACAUUAAGAUCGGUUUCAAAACAUGUUCCUAUCUUGCACCGUCAUGACUGUGAUCAUUUGAAUUUGUUUUCUCCUGAAAUUGCUGUCCUAAGGGCUAAGCAGAGAAUAGGUGAAAGGAAAUGGCAUGGGACUAAAAACCGUUCCGAUCACGUUUGCUACUGGGCGAAAGUAAAGAACUACUUUACUGCAGAUGCAACAGACGACACGCAGCAUGGAUCGUCUGCUUCUCUAGAGGAUCAAGGUCAAUCGAAACUUCCGAGUACCUUGUUUGUGGGUGAGAUGGAAGCACACCUCAGUAGCGACAUAGAAAUUGGGGACGCUGUAAGAGUUAAAGGUGUGGAGGGAAUACUUGUAUACAAAGAUUGUGGAGAAAGGAAAAUGAAAUUGAAGAUUAUCACUGUUAAAGAUUCCGUGAAAAAGCUGAAACAAUUUGUAAAUCUCAAUACUGACAAUCUUACAGUUUUGCGAUACCACCCGGUGCAUUGUCAUCCGAAACCAGUGCGAGCUGAUCGGGCCAAAUUGGUAAUGGGCCAGAAAAUUCCGUUGAAAAGUUUUAUGGAUUUUUGUUUAUUACUUAAAAGUUAACUUUGAGUGAUCGAUUACAAGAGUUAGUGUCUUCGACAUUAAUGUAGCUGAAGUUUGAAGUUCGACAGUCUUGCGCAGGAAUGCUAGCUUCUGAUUUGAUACAAAAAUGCCGUUUAUGUUGUGAAACGGUUGAAGUACAUACAUGUUUAUACAUAGGUCAUGUGAAUGUAUUUACUUUAAAUGUAUUUACUUUGCAUAAUAACUCAUAAAAUAAUAUAUCAUUGGUAAUAUGACUACAUGUACACGGAGUGUGAAGGAAUAAUACUGGUGUACAUGCAAUAUGUCAUAAAACGUGGGAAACUGCUUGUACAUAACUGCAGAGACUUUGAAACAACCAGUUAUGAGCUAUGUAAAGGUUUUAGCUCAAUGGAACAACGUCUUUCCCUCACAGGGGUUAAAUCUACCCAGCUAGCGGUUAGAAUCAAACCCCUAAGUCAAAUACUAAUUAUUGAAUUUUCUAACCGGUUUUCAGCUAAAACCGUCGUACCCGUUUCAACGGAUAAUCGUGAAACCCCAAGCAAAAUGAGUAUUGCUUAACAGAGUGCCUCUCUGCAGCUGCUGUAUUGUAUUUGUGUACCAUGUUUAUGACUGACCAGUAAAACAGGUCCGACUGUGUGUAGUAUUAGAAUGUUUCUUUAUAACAUACGUUUUCUUAUGAUUGUCUGUAAAACAGGGUCGACUGUGUUAAGUAUUAUAAUGUUUCUUUAUAAUAUACGUUUGUUACGAUUGGCCUGUUAAACAGGUUCGACUGUGUUUAAAAACAUUAAAAUGUUUUGGGGCUUUUUUUGUUGUUUUUUUUUUUUCGUUUUGCUUUUUUAGUUAUUGGUGCCCGUUAUGUCUCAGAAAUGCUUUUAUUUUAUUUCUCAAAAUCUUUUUUAUAUUUGAAGUUUUCAACAUGUUACGCAUUGGUUAUUUAUCUGAACCAUUUGUUUCUGUGUCCAUAUGGUAAUAGUACAGAUGUAGUGAUUUAGUAUUUGUAUUGAGGUCAGAAUACUACUUUGUUUAAAUUUUGCUACUUUUAUGACAAAUAAUUUAAAAUUCAGCACAAUUUUCUUCAUGUGGUAAGCAUCUAACAUGCUCUUAAAUUAUCAUUUAACGUUAUUAUUACAGAUACAUCUCAUGUUUUCCCUUUCUAAGAAUGGCAUAUAUUAGUUUCUGAGUCAUAAUGUGCCUUUAAAUAAGCUUUAUCCGCUUUCAUUAUAAAUUUCGUCAUAAAAAAAUCUGUACCAUAAUAUUAUGGGGUGGAAGUUUAGAACAUCAUCAAAAAUCCUCAUCGCCGUUUCAUUGUUAAAAUAAGUUAGAUAUUUCUUUAUAAUUGCCCAUUGUCAUAAUAAUUUUUUUUAUCUUUCAUACAAGAAAAAAAAUUAUUGAUUCACUUGUACAAAAGCAAAGUUUUAAAAUAGUUGUGAGUAUACCUUCAUUUUGUGCCAAUGAGUUAUUGAAGAAAGAAAAUUGUUUUCAGUAAUCUGUUUAGUAUUAUACCAGUAUGGUACAUGUUUGUAUUAUAGAUAAAAUAAAAUGCAUAUUUCCA
Messenger RNA from Ruditapes philippinarum (Manila clam), 3741 nucleotides. RefSeq lists its product as uncharacterized. NCBI's taxonomy places the organism in Eukaryota, Metazoa, Mollusca, Bivalvia, Venerida, Veneridae. The transcript has 2 exons. The coding region runs from base 261 to 2210 and encodes 649 amino acids. The record is from RefSeq and is a predicted model, not a curated record.